This is a messenger RNA of Monascus purpureus, 636 nucleotides long. NCBI's taxonomy places the organism in Eukaryota, Fungi, Ascomycota, Eurotiomycetes, Eurotiales, Aspergillaceae. The record is from the annotation of a GenBank genome assembly.
AUGUCUUCCACCGGCAUCGACCCUGACCUGUUCGUAAAAGCAGAUGCGUUCACAACCAAAAACUAUCGAGACACAUAUGCGGCAUCAUUCGCUCGUGCCAAUGCAGCUGCCAUUGUCCUCAUUGCCCGGUCCGCUGUGAAUUUGGCUGAGACUGAGAGACUCAUCAAGGAUGUAAACCAGUCGACACAGAUGCUUUCGAUCGCCGUGGAUGUCAAUGAUGAACCGGGAAUCAAGGAUACUUUUCAGGAAGUGGGAUGGGCCUCUUUGAACAAAAUCGCCGAUGAGGACUUGGAUGCAUGGUGGAAUGUCCAAGAAGUAAACGUCAGAGACACAUACAUCGUCACCAAAGCCUUCUUGAAAGCGACAGGGUCGAAGCCAGCAGCUCCGACAACCAUAAUCAACUUGACUUCAGCAGCAGACAUCUACAUUCCUGAGGGCAUGAGUUCCUAUUCCCUUAGCACACUGACCGUCAUCCAUUUCACGGCUUUUCUGAAAGCCGAAUCCCCUGAUAUCACCUCUGUCAGUAUCAACCCGGGUGUGGUGUCCACGGACAUGGAAGAGCUGGAGGCAUGGAAGGAGGAGCUUAUUCAGAGUAACCUGUUGACUAUUUGUCUUCGAGGGAGGUUUGGAGAGUAG